Paramacrobiotus metropolitanus is the source of this 3874-nucleotide messenger RNA. RefSeq lists its product as uncharacterized. The record is from RefSeq and is a predicted model, not a curated record. The coding region runs from base 164 to 3514 and encodes 1116 amino acids. NCBI's taxonomy places the organism in Eukaryota, Metazoa, Tardigrada, Eutardigrada, Parachela, Macrobiotidae. The transcript has 13 exons.
CAUGAAUUUUGCAAAUUUGAAAAUACGCCACACUCGCACACGCGCGUAAUUAAAUUACUUAUUACGGCCUGCAAUAGGUCUGCUACUUUGUAUACUUCUACGCAUCAUAUUGAAAGGUUUAUUGUGGAUUUAACUCCUUUUUUUGGGAGGAGUCGCAACAAUCAUGUUAAGUUAUCCAAGGGUGGCUUGUAUAUCCAUGGUGGUAAUCAUUUUGUGCACUGAUGCUGGUGUGUUUUCGAGAUCAGUAACAAACACAGUGGCUGAUGAUAUCCAUGCCAUAAUCGAAGAGGAACUAGUGGCCUGCAAUUUGGAUAAGAAAUUUGCGUUUGGUGUGGCCGUCAUCGGCAAAAACGUCUUCGGAAAUGGCAAGACAAGGGACGUAACAUUCACUGGCGGAUAUGGCUACAGAGAACUGGAAAAGCGCUCAUUGGCUGAUGAGGACAGUAUUUUUUGCAUAGGAUCCAUUUCAAAACAUAUGACCGCGACGCUUAUAGUGCAUCUCUUGGAUUUGUUGCAAGAAAAAGGUCACCGGUAUACACUACAAACCUUAGUUACGGAGCUUGACCAUAGUCUGGAUUUUCCCGGCUCAUCUUUUCAUGGUAUCACACUGGAAGAUAUUUUAAUUCACCGAACCGGAAUUCUAGAUUUCUCUGGUCCAGCUAUUUUUGGAUACUCCAGAAACACGACAAAAAAACAUAUCGCUUGGGUCGCAGCCAAUGCGCCUCGCGCGUCUCCCAAUAGGACAUCCUGGAUUUAUAACAAUCAUGUUUUCGGAACAGCAGGUUCGAAUCGGUCCAUCCCAGCCGGCCGAAAUGCAUUACGAUAUUUGGCGGAAAUUCUGGCAGAAAAACUGCUGGGCAGAUUUGUUUCAUGGGAGGAACUUAUGGAUUUAUAUUUCUUCGAACCUAUGGGAAUUCACGAGGAUGUCGACAUUGCGGGAUUGAAUUUCACAGCGUUUGCGAGGUUAGCUUAUCCGUAUCUAACGCAGCAAGGCCGGUAUCGCGCGGUGGAUCCGGAUGUAGUCGAGCUGAUUGGUCCGCUCGGGCCUGCUGGAGCUGUAUGCAUGUCGCCAAAAGCGAUGGCAGUUUGGAUGCAGUUUAUCUUAAAUGGAGGGUACCACAACUUUGUGCAAUUGGUGUCACAAAAGUCCUUGGAAGACACGUGGAAAUCACGCAUGUACGAAUCACCUAACCCACCCACGAAGCCCUUACUAAAUUUGGGGAAUCGAACAUUCACGUUUGCCGAAUAUCAACAGGAGCUCUCAGAUAAUUCUGGUUAUGGUUUGGGAUGGUCAGAAAGCCGACACCGAGGAUACCGUUAUGUUCAGCACACGGGUGGAUACCUUAGUUAUGGCUCUAUAUGCAGCAUAUUUCCGGAACUGAAUAUCGGAAUACUGACAUCAUCCUCUGGUCCGUAUCUUCCCGUUGUGCAAGACAUGAUGUUUAGACUACAUUACCGGCUAUUUGACUACCUGAUGCAGUUGGCUCCUCUUGUUCCCAGCGAUAAUCUGUGCCAUCAGCAUAAUUUCACGACACUCCUUCAAAAGGACCUACCAGCGCAAAACGAGAGUGCUGGCAUAUUAAUUGACCCAAAAUUUUACGUGGGCGAAUAUUAUCAUCCUGUCCACGGUAUUGUCAGGAUCGAAUACGGUGAUCCUCUGACGCUGUUCCUUGGUCGGGAUAGUAACGCGACCAUUCAGUGCUUAUUGUCGGCAAGGGAGUGUUCCCUACGUUUUAACGGGAAGAUGUGGUGGCUGUCGGAUUCGGAUGCAUAUAACGAAACUAGGGAUAUCCGAUUUGGUUUUAUGGACACUGGGUUCGUCAGUACUGUAACACUUCCGAUAUAUAUGGAGGCACUUCCGCCGGUUUUUGAGAAGGUUAGUGCCGGUGCACGGUCUGCAAGCAAGUCAGUAUUGCACGAUAUUGAUGUCAUAAUCAAAGAAGAAAUGUCGGCAUGCCAUCUAGACCGGAAAUUCGGUUAUGGCGUUGCUGUUAUUGCAAAAAAUUAUAUUGGAAAAGGAAUUAGAAGAGAUGUGACAUUUACUUCUGGAUAUGGAUACCGGGAUUUGGACAAGAAAACCUAUGCCGACGCGAACACCAUGUUUUGUAUUGGAUCGAUUUCAAAACAUAUUACCGCAACGUUGUUGGUCCAUUUAUUGGAUUUACUGCAAGAACGAGGGCACCGGUACAACCUGCAGACACUGGUCACCGAACUUGACAAAGAUUUGAACUUUCCGGGAUCACAGUUUAUUGGCAUUACCCUGGAGGAUGUCCUUAGCCAUCGAACGGGAAUCGCGGAUUAUCUGGCUCCUAUCCUUCUGGGAACACCCAGGAAUACGACAAGAAAACAUGCUGCCUGGGCUGCCGCCAAUGCUCCGCGCGUCUUCCCCAACAGACAGCGUUAUAUGUACAACAACCACGUCUUCGGUGCAGCAGGCUACUUUGCGGAAGUCCUUGCCAGAAAGCUAUUGGGCCGUUCUGUUACAUGGGAAGAGUUGUUGGACAUGUAUUUCUUUGAGCCAUUGGGAAUACACCGUGAUGUCGAUUUCGCCGGCUAUAAUUUUACAUCCUUUUCAAGACUGUCCUUUCCACAUUUGUCCGAGAAUCUUCGCUACCGUGCAAUGGACGCAAGAACGGUGGACCUAAUCGAACCAACUGGCCCUUCAGGUUCUGUGUGCAUGACGCCCAAUGCUAUGGCGGUAUGGAUGCAGUUCAUGCUUGAGCGGGGUCAGCAUAGAUUUCGACAGUUGAUUUCAAGUAAAACUUUGGAGGACACGUGGAAAACACGAAUAAUGGGCCUACCCGAGCCACCUCAUCCUCCCGCAACGAACCUGGGAAACCGAACGUUUACACUGGCCGAAUACCAACAAGAGAUGCUCGAGAACCUGGGCUAUGGAUUAGGAUGGAUGGAGACAAGACAUCGAGGGCAUCGAUUAGUGCAGCAUUCAGGCGGAUACCUCAGCUACAUGUCGCUAUAUUCUAUCUUUCCGGAUCAGGAUAUCAGCAUUUUCACCACUUCCGCUGGACCCUACAUUGGCAUUACUUCGGAAAUGAACACCAGGUUGCAUUAUCGACUGUUUGACUAUUUCAUGCAACUCGCUCCUCUGAAUCCAGCGGACAGUGUUUGUGCUCAGGUCUUCAAUAGCAGCAUUCCCAAAGCGCCAUCUGUAUCAAAUCCUGCUACUGUGGUAACUGUCGAUAACAAAUAUUAUAUUGGUGAGUACUACCAUCCGGUGCACGGCAUCCUGAAGAUCGAAGACGGUAGUCCAAUGAAGGCCUUCAUGGGUCGCGAGGGCAACGCCACGAUUGAAUGCACAACAUCGGUGUCCCAGUGUUUGCUGCGGUUUCACGGGAUUACGUGGUGGGUGUCGGGAUCGGAUGGUUAUGGAACACCAGACUUAUUAGGGAUCGGCUUCAAUUUCGCCCCGGAUGGUUUUGUCAACCAAGUUACGGUCCCUAUGUACUGCUUGGCAGAUCCGCCACUUUUCGAGAGAGUAUCGAAAAACAGAACCUAAUUUUAUUGACAAGACAAUAUAGUGCUAAAUAAGGUGGUGUGUUAUAAGAUUCGUAUCUUCACUGGUUGUGAUAAGGAACUUCUUUGACAAUUCUCGAAGUGCGAACUAUGCACUGAUGUCGAAUUAUUUAAAAAUGGGUGGUCAUAAAAUAAAAUUGCACAACAUUAUUACUGCAAACAUGACAUUGUUUUAUCAAAACAAGUGAGCAGUCAAGGAACACCAGUUAGAUUAAUAAAACAGGUACUUAUGAGUACUGUAGCUGGUGGCUACCCUACGUGCAGCAUUAGCAUCUAUAUAACAUACAACUCACAAGUACUGUGUACAGAGUUCGUAUUGUCUAUAAUUAAUCCUCUUUGUCCA